This is a messenger RNA of Zerene cesonia (dogface butterfly), 1504 nucleotides long. It is a transcript of the gene MESR6, whose product is annotated as UPF0489 protein C5orf22 homolog. The record is from RefSeq and is a predicted model, not a curated record. The transcript is spliced from 4 exons. The coding region runs from base 305 to 1432 and encodes 375 amino acids. NCBI's taxonomy places the organism in Eukaryota, Metazoa, Arthropoda, Insecta, Lepidoptera, Pieridae.
CAUAAAGAUUCAAAAUGAGAAAUACAUAAUAUUUUAUAUUUAUUUGCGAAAAUAGCAAUAACUAAUAAGAUAUUUUAUAAAUGAAUAGAUAUAAGUAUAGAAUAUUUAGAACUUUACUUUACCGUGAAUAAUAUUUGCGUUUAAAAAAAAAUUGCACAUUAUAAUACUAUAUUAUAUAAAAAUAGAAAGUAGUAAUUGAAUAUCAACAUUUUAAUGUCUUCUUCAUUUUGAAGCUUUUAUAUAUUAGAACCACCUCCACAAAUAAAUUAAGAUUGAGAAUAUAGGCCAUCGCAAUUUCAUAAAUAUGAACGAAAAUAAAUCUACAGAGAAUCUAAAACAUUUCAAAAAAGUACCUAUAUAUGUAGUGGAAGAACAUAACGAUGCUUUACAGUUUAUAUAUUCGGCAAUCGGUGGAAAGAAAUUACCCUUAGAAGGAACAACUUUAUUGCACUUAGAUGCUCAUCCAGACAUGCUUAUUGAUCGUAAAUUAAAAGGAGAGGAAGCAAGGGCAGGGAGGAAAGUUUUGCAAUUAUUACAAAUAGAAAAUUGGAUUGUGCCAGCGGCAGCCGCCGGACAUAUAAAACGCGUGGUUUGGAUUAGACCACCGUGGGCGAAUCAAUUUACCGAUGGCUCACGGUUUAUCCACGUUGGAGACCACCCCGUCACAGGCUUUCUCCGAGUAGAUUGUAAAGAAAAUUACUAUUUGUCUGAUGCAUUAUAUUCGUCACAGCUUGUGAACAAAAGAAAGUUUAUGCUGACAGUCGCCGAACUAAGUAAUGGUGCAGAUUGUAAAAUAGAGCAAUUAAGUAAUCAGUUGACUAUCGACGUCCCAUUUGUUCUCGACAUCGAUCUAGAUUUUUUCAGUACAGCAAAUCCAUUCCUUAAUAUAUAUGAAAGUAUAGGACUGUAUGAUAUGUUGGAAGAUAUAUUCCGAUUCGAUUUGCCUGAAAAUGAUGACGUUGAAACCUUAGAAUUAAUUAUGCAGUCACGUGAACAACAAUUGCAAGAACUAGAAGAUAUGUUUUUGUAUUUAGAAGAGCAUGGCAAUUUAACGGAAUAUAAAGGACUUAAAUCACAACAUUAUCAUAAGGUAUGUAAUUUAGUUCCUGUCAUAAUAAAAGAAGCCGAGAGAUUAGGUGAACAUCCCGACUGGUGGGCUGUGUUCGCGGGAGGCUGUACUAGAGAUCAAGGAGGGCUCCCUCAUCACAUUAGCACUGAGAGUGAAAUCAAAAAUACCAUUGAAAAUUGUCUAAAACCGUUUUUGGAACGACUACCGAAACCAGUAUUGAUAACUUUGGCCAGGUCUACUGAUGAUGGAUAUUGUCCUCCUAAACAAGUAGACUUUAUACAAUCACAUGUUUUGCGUAUACUCAAAGAAAUCUACGAUAGUGAAGAACCGGUCUUACAAUAUCUACAAGGGGAAACAAAAUAAUAAAAUUAUCGUUAUAUGUUAGCGUUUAUGUUGUUCAAUUAUGAAGUAAGAUUAAAGUGCCAUUUUUUAAAC